CGUGAUUUCACAUGUACAAACUAGAAAGAUAGAAAACACCUCUUUCUCUUUCUCUUUCUCAUUCUUAACGAUAAAUAUUAACUACCUCUCUCUGUUUCUCUUUGUCUUGUGUUUUUCUUCCUUUGCUUUGCAUUUGCAUUUGCAUUUCUUACACGACAUCACGUGACGACACCACAUAGCACAAUCUUAACUUUAUAACUAUUUAGCAUCCCAAAGCUUUUGAAGAUUCCGGAGAAAAAGCACAGAUACUGUUUGAGAGGUUAUUGUUGUCUUUGAGAGCUGGCUCGAUUCUGCUUUACAAGGUUCGUCUUUUCUGCACCAAUUCUCGCCGCAAUUUGCGUGUGCCUGUGCCUGCUUUAGAAUCACCUGGAGGAGGCAUUAGAGCUUGUUUGGAGAGGAAGAUAUUGUGGAUACACAGAACUCUGGCCAACUCUCUAGAGAUAUCUUCACAAACCGGAAUAGGCUUUGGUCUUCUUCUUUCCGGUUUUCUGAUUUUCUCAGAGAGAGUGUUUUCUCUUGUCCAGCGCCUUCCCAUUGAUUAUGGCUAAAAUUUGGUUCAAUGUGAUUGCUGCUGAUUGCUGAACUGCUACUGUGUUUGUUUUUAUUGUUGUACUCCCACUUUUCACUGCAAUUGAUUGUGAAAGGAAGAAAAUUGUUGCACAGAGAAGAUAAAGUUGAAGGGAUUUGGAACAAGCCUUAUCUUUUGGUGGCAACCAUGGCUAUGUGCUUCUCUCUUUUGACUGUAAGGAAGGAGAAAUACAAGGGGAGUGGAAGGUCUUCAAAGGAGAACUUUAGUACUCUACUUGCCAAACUACAAUCUUCAAAAAUUGCAUCAGUACCAACCACUUUUGAUGCCACAGUAUCCGAUGGUAUUCCCAGAAAUUCAAGUUUCAAUUCGGGGGUUAUGAGUCCUGAUACUUGUGUGGAGGCUGAAGUACAUGAGGCUUAUGAAGGGGAAGAUGAGGAUGAAGAUUCACCGAAGAUCAAGAGAGAAAUCUCUGAUUUUCAUCUCCAACAUCAUGAAGCUGUUGCAGACAAAGGAUAUGGUGCAACUGAUAAAGAAAUAGAGUAUCCUACUUUGUAUGAAAAUCAAGUCACCGAAGAAUUUGAUGACAGAACCGAUAAAUACAGCCAAAAGAGCGUUGAAACAACCGAAAGUGGACACGUCAGUGAUCCUGGGAUUGCCAAAGCUGAUUCGUGGACUUCUCCAAAGUUCAAGAGACACUUUUCUAACCUUGAAAAGUUUGAUGAGCAUGGUAAGAAAACUCAUUAUAUGUCAGCUUUAAAGUCAAAGUCUUUUGAGAAUUUUAAGGAAUUAUCAGCAAUGGUUAAUCUUGAAAGCCCUUGGUCAGAGAAGAGUCACUACAGUGCUGAUAGAGUAGUGCUGAAAAGGCAUUCUUCAAGUCAGUUACUUCCUUCUGGAAGGAAAAACCUGUGGUGGAAAAUGAUCCUGCGGAGCCACAGGAACAUACACAGAACUUUCUCUGGGAAUUCAACAUUAGUUCCUGCCACGGCUGCAUUAAAUAGUGGGUACUCUACAGACACCCUUGAACAACCAAAACAAGGAAAGACAUUGAGGCCUGUGAAAUCCUCUGGUUCAAUUACUGCAGAAUCGUUUAACAAAAGAAGAACUGGUAAAGGUAUAGAUAAUAAAAGGGGGAGCAGGUUUCAAAGGGACCAAUGGCUUGCUUUCUCCAAAGAAUCGUCCUCUUUUGCCAGAGUGGAUGCAUGGGUGAAAGGUCUUGAAAUUCAGCAACUACUUCCUGAGGAUGAUUUUGAUGUUGACAAUGAUAAAAGCAUAACCUUCCCACCUUCUCCCGAUACUGGUCGAACAAUGAUGAGAGCUACAUCUCAGUUGACUUAUGCAGAUGCCAAUGUUUCAAAACAGACUUUAACUGCCAUUAGUGUAGUCCAGUCUCUAAAUCCAGCUUCAUCUAUUGCUCACAUAUCUGGUAUUGGUGUAAAAUCCAUCCCUGCUAUUUCACACUUAUCCAAUCUCCGCUCUAUCAACCUCUCAAACAAUUUCAUAGCUCACAUCUCACCAGGAUUUCUACCAAAGGGUAUUCAAACACUUAACUUGUCAAGAAACAAGAUCAACACUCUUGACGGUCUCAGAGAAUUGACCAAGUUGCGGGUAAUUGACCUGAGUUACAACCGCAUCUCGAGAAUUGGACAAGGUUUGUCAAGUUGCACACUUGUCAAAGAACUGUAUCUUGUGGGAAACAAGAUAAGUGAUGCUGAAGGGCUACACAGGCUAUUGAAGCUAACAGUUCUAGAUUUGAGCUUCAACAAGAUCACAACAACAAAAGCAUUAGGCCAGCUUGUGGCUAACUACAACUCACUUAAGGCUCUUAAUCUGCUAGGAAAUCCAAUUGAAAGAAACAUCAGCCAUGGCCAGCUGAGUAAAGCAGUCUCUGGUCUUCUUCCAAAGUUGGUGUACCUGAACAAGCAACCCCUCAAGGCUCAUAGAACACGCGAAAUAUUGAGUGACAGUGUUGCCAGAGCUGCCCUUGGGAACAGCACGAUAAGCUGUGACAAAAGAUCAAUAAGAAGACUUAGUCAUGGUGGAUCAAGUCUUUCCAAAGGGUAUAGAAGAAGUGCAAGUGCUUCUCACAAAAGCACGAAUCGAACAAGGAGGUGAAAAACAGUGUUUAGUGCAUGUAAAAGGAACACCUCAAUGGAACAUGUUUCAUAUGGUUCUUUGGUUCUUUUCUUUGCAAUGUUACACUAGAGGAAAAUGUGUUAUAGGUGUUGCUGUCUCUUCAAGCCCAAAGGACUCUAGCAUGAGGGAGUGUGUCAGACUUAUAUUUGAAAGCCAUUAUUUGCUUUCAUCCUACAGACUGAACUUUUGCAAUGUUUUUUUAUUGUAACAUUGUCAAGUUUUGAAGUAAUGGAGUCUUCCUUGUCCCAA
This is a messenger RNA of Vigna unguiculata (cowpea), 2911 nucleotides long. RefSeq lists its product as uncharacterized. NCBI's taxonomy places the organism in Eukaryota, Viridiplantae, Streptophyta, Magnoliopsida, Fabales, Fabaceae. Gene Ontology annotation, cellular component: cytoplasm. The record is from RefSeq and is a predicted model, not a curated record. Gene Ontology annotation, molecular function: protein binding.